AAUCGAAGGGGCCCAGCAGUCAGAUGGAGAUGAAAACCCAAUCUGAGAAGGACAAACAGAAGGAAGGCAAGAAGAUGGAGAACAGAGUACAUAAGCGACUGAUAUUGAAAACGGAGUGCUGUAAGUUCCAGACGGCUGCGGGGCCGUACCAAUUCUUAGAAGGCAUGUUCCAUGGAAUGAUGGGCCACUAUAAUAUGUAUAAGGAUGGAUGGCUGCACCGCGAUGUCAGCGAUGGUAACGUUCUAUUGUUACCAGAGCCCGAAAUACGAAAGCCUCUGACACGGUUCGAAUGCACCAAGAACUUGACAAAAUGCGUGGGCGUGAUCUCUGACGGCGACCAGGCAAUCAGAUGGCGAGAGCUAGAUCGCAAGCUUGAGAAACGUCGUUCGGGAACACUCCCUUUCAUUUCUAUGCGCUUGCUGAACGCGUGGAAUAAAAAUCAACCCGUGCUUCAUACAUUUGCGGAUGACUUGGAAUCUUUCUUCUGGGUCAUAUUAUGCGUGUUGUUGAACAUUGGCCACGAACGUAAAAGCUUAACGAUUGACGAGGGACGAUGGCUUCAUAAAUUACUGGCUGCAGACGAUCCUGACUCUAGCGAAACGAAUAAAAGAUCCACGCUGCAGAUGCUGGAGGCUUCAGUCCUGAGAACAAAACACAAACUUUCCCCUGUUUUGAAGGUUUUCGUACCCUUUUUCACAGACAUCAUACCGCUCAUGAACGAGGCUACGGAGGCUGCUGAUGAGCUCAAUUCAGACAACUUGAAUCUCUAACGACACUCGGAGACAAAUUUUAUGAGAUGUGGUUUAAAGUUUUCCUACGUGCACUGCCGUCAUUGCCCAAGACCUGGGACGAAGUUUUGAAAACCCCAAUUUGAUCACGGAGACGCUUUCACGCUCGGCCAUGUCGUCUCAUCCUACAUACCACCGUCGCUGCUCUCCUUACCAUGAUCCCAGGACUAUCUGCAUGUGUCUACUUUGUCGAGUUAGCUGUUCGUUGCACCCUGAGAGGUACACACAGUGUGAUUCGAUUUAUUAUUUGACCUGUAGUGACAAAGGUUUGAGCCAUCGGAUCCUUUAGGCAGCACGGCGAAACAGUGUGCUUUAAUAUACAGAGCAAGUCUGAAUGACCAGUACAUCGAUCAGUGCUAUGAUUUCUGAGUGGCUCGAAUUACGAUGGACUUGAGUUUGCUUCUAGCUUUAGCUGAUCUUUGAUGGACAGAUGGCGGCCGUGUCGUAACAAGGAUUGGUGACAGCUAUUCUGCAGGGUGGCAGACGGCAGUGCUUAGACUCUGGUACUAUGGCUGUCCUGGGUGCAGUUGCAAUGAAUGAGCAAGAUAAGCAUGUUGAGGAUGUCCAUACGGGGGUAAUCCCAGAGGGAUGCUGACCAAGCAGGGCCCAUUGAGGCAGGUGUUUAGGUCUAAAAACGCACACCUCGAGGCACCCGUCUGCCGUGGAUCGCUGGCCAGC
This is a messenger RNA of Serpula lacrymans var. lacrymans S7.9, 1466 nucleotides long. RefSeq lists its product as uncharacterized. NCBI's taxonomy places the organism in Eukaryota, Fungi, Basidiomycota, Agaricomycetes, Boletales, Serpulaceae. Bases 24 to 770 code for a protein of 248 amino acids. The record is from RefSeq and is a predicted model, not a curated record. The transcript has 5 exons.